GGCGGAGGUAGAAUGAAGUGGCUAACCUCGCCGCAAAGGUAAAUGGCAGUCUCGUGCGUCACUUGUUCCUCUUUCCAUCAAUCACUUUGGUAGCUAAGCAUGGAGCUACACGGUGGAUCUACACUUCGCCGUGGUGGUGGAGGUGGUCGGUCAAAGACAUCAAAGACAAUUAAUCCUUUGGCUGUGUAUGAUUACGCAUUACGUUGUGCCAUCUUGGCGUCCCUCGAAGAUUCCAGACAAUCUCAGAAAGCGGACGAGGCUCAGAAAUCGCGACAAGACAAACACAGCUCUGUUCAUCUGGGAGAUGUACUAGGCAACAUAACCGAAAGGUUCUCGGAAGACAGUAAACCUGACAAACUCACUAAAGAAAUUGUUCGUGGUCUACUCAAACGUAUCGACGACAUCAUCAAGGGCAAGGAUACGACUCGGCAUGAAUACCAUGAUCCCAAGUUUAUUACUUCCCUUACGCUGUUUCAGCGUCCGUUACAACUUCAGAAAUCUCGACCGAUGGGAACUAUCAACGAUCUGGUUAUUAUUUUUUUGAAAACGAGUGAAGUCGAGCUCAAAAAAGAUAACCCAAAUCCAGCUGUUUGGGGUGAACAUCUUACCCAAUACAUUGCGUGCUUCUCAGAUUUGCUGAAAAAAACUAUUCAAGAAGACGCUCCGUCUUCAGCUUCUCCGGAACUGCUGCAGGCGCUUUCAACAUUUUCAGGUCCCAAGUCUGCUAGAAGUAACUCUGGUAACAAGCGCAGCACAAUUGUCAAUUCCCCUAACCCAUCGCCUGGCAAUGGGAUUGAAUCUCUGGAAAAUGCGCCAAUGGUACAGACAGUUCAGCACUUGUUCCAAGUCAGCGAGAAGGAUCAUCGGAAGAAGCUUCGUGAAUUACAACCUAUAUGUACAGAAUCCACUUUGUUGGUGGAUCUGAAAAAAUGCAUAAAUAAUGUACAUACCAAUCAGCCUUUCCCGGGGAGAAGAGAGGAUUUCCCGUCGUCAGCUGUAUGGGACAACUGGCAAAAGCGAGAAGUCAAGCAGCUGACAGAACUUAUGAAAUCUAUGAUGCUUAUGAAUCCCAACUUGUCAUUGGGAAGCGAAACGGAUGUCGGUUCAUCCAACUUGUUAGCCAGUGGCCGUAGACCCUAUUCUGGCGAUGCUCAUCAUCGUCGCAGCUCUGAUGUCUCUGAGCACCGAAUGUCCAUGUAUGGUUCAAACGGUUUGGACGUUCAUGAACCCCCUACUAGUCCACGCCCUGAUGUUCCACAAAGCUCGUUUACGUUUAUACCUAACGAUCCUCGAUCCUACUUCAAACUUUUGCUGAAUAUGUGCAUUGACUUUGAUAACAACGUCGUUCCUGAAUCUGAGAGGGCAAAGACGAAAGUGCUAUCAACGCAAUCCGACGAUUUGCUGAAGGAAUGCUGGAUGCGAUGGAGAUUAUCUGCACCCUAUCGUUCCAUUUUAUAUCUUGAAACCGUCAAAGCUCGAUUCGAUAAUGGCGAACUGGAAUUUGAUGAUGUUAAAGAUGCUAUUAAAGGUGUUGACAAGGUCUUGAAGGAGGUAGAUAUCAGUAGCUGGGCUAUUAAUGAUCGCGAGAGCUUGGUUAGGGUGUUUGAAGGGCUCAAUCAUACGAUACUACGCACUCUCGCAGACUCUGUCUCAGAAUACUGGAAGAUCAACCCCGACUGGAUUGACGAUCUUGCCACUAUGCUCGAACGCAUCUAUGAAAAUCCUGUCUAUGCUGAGGAUCACCCCAACCCAUAUCGCGAGCUCGAGCAAAUUGAUGAGAUAGUAGAGGGUGCAGCGGUUACCAGAUGGGCUGACAUUGUAAAUGUUACUUACGACAAGCAAAGUGAUGAUUUGACAAAUUUGUUGAAUCUAGCCGACAAACUUAGCAAGGAACUUACUACCGUUGCCAAGAAAUUCAAAGGUCCCAUUAUGGACCGCCUGUUUUUACCUGGAAUAGUCAUGACCAAACAAAUGCCGUACUUUGCCCUGGAAAUUGAAAAUUGGGCACAUUCGCCAGAUGUUCAUACUGUGCCGAUCAAAGUCAUUUUUGACUUAUAUCACAAAGUCUUGAAACUCAAGAACCUGUACGAUCGGUUUGGCCCGAGCAAAAAGGCGGCGCUAUUUAAGGUUGAAUCGUGGUUUUUGCUCCAUGUACGCAGGUGGCUAAAAACAACUGACGCCGAAACACCGGAAUGGGUAAACAAUGCUAUCGUGCAAGACCAGUUCCAAAGAAUCAACGAAACUACAGAGCACUCAUCUUCAGUGGUGGAUCUCUUCAGCAUGUUCCAUCAAGCAGUUGACUUUGUACAAGGACUGGAGUGGCCUAAUGAUAAUCAGUACUUCCGCUUUAUGACUGUCCUUUCCAAAGUCAUUGGCAAAGCUCUGGAGCAAUAUACCACCACCCUAGAAACCAUGUUCAGCGCAGACAUGUAUCCCAGAACGGAAGCUGAGAGUCAACUAAGUUAUAGCGUCUCAUUCUAUAACCGUGCAAGAUCACAAUUAAUUGGCGGGCGCAUGCGUAAAGACACUGAACCGUUUGAUUUUACUGCUCAGAUGUGUGUCAAGUUGAAUGAUAUUGAAGCUGCUAGAAGCAGACUUGACAAGUUGUAUCAGAUCAUGGAAGCAGACGAAAUUGCCAACGCGUUGAGAGAAAGCGGGAUAACCACAGUUGAAAAAGUCGAGCAAUCCAACUUUUUAUACUCUAUCAAGGUAGUCAUGGCUGAAAACCUCAAGCCAAUGGAUGCCAAUGGUUUGAGUGACCCUUAUGUUGUUCUGGAAAUUGAUGGCAAGCAAGUGGCCAAGACUCGCACUGUUUACGAAACGUUGAAUCCUAGAUGGGACCAAAUCUUUGAUAUACCACUCAACAAUCAAACAGUUGAAGUCCUGGCCUUGGUCUUGGAUGAAGACGUUCUUGGAGCUGAUGAAGACUGCGGUGCUGCAUGGUUUAAACUCUCACCGCAAUAUUUCGACGACUAUCAGACUCACGAAAUUAUACUAAAUCUUGAUACCCAAGGAAAGAUCGUCCUUCGCAUUAGCAUGGAAGGUGAAAAGGAUGAUAUCCAAUUUUGGUUUGGUAAAGCAUUCCGCACGCUCAAGCGGGCAGAGAAUGACACUGGUCGCUUGAUUGUAGAAAGGAUGUCAGGUUUUAUACAUCAAUGUUUAUCAGACAAAGUGAUGGCCAAGCUUCUAGGACGGGAAAGAGGGUUGUUCUCAGCCUUCAAGUCCAGCACCAAACCGAUAGAACCAACAUUACAAGAUUGUGAAGAGUCCUUAGCCCCCCUCUUAGACUAUUUUGAAAAGAAUCUCAAAACUCUCAACGAGAAUUUAUCGGAAACGGCCAUGCAGCUUGUCGUCUUGAAAAUCUGGAAAGAGAUUCUCUUAACGUUGGAAGGACUUUUACUACCUCCUCUAUCAGAUCAACCAUCGGACAAGAAGCCACUGGAUGAAUAUGAGAUUCACGUUGUUUUCAAAUGGCUGGAACUUCUCAAGGUUCUAUUCAAUGGUGGCGAGGAUGGCGAUGCUGUCCCUAUAGAUAAGCUGGAGAACUCGCAAUACUAUGCCCUACUGGCCAUCAACGCAUCGUAUAACAUGGAGACGGAGACUCUCAUUUAUGAAUAUCAAAACGUCCUUCGAAAUCAAGGCGACAUGAAGACCCGAGGCGGACGAAAAGCCGACCGCAGUAAAACAGUGUAUCACUCAAGACACACCAUCAAACAGAAGCGUCGUCCACCUUCCACCAAGAGGACAGUGGCACACGAUAUGCCCAGUAGUGAAACCAUUCUUCGUAUUUUACGAAUGCGACCUGGUAAACAUGUACGAGACUUCAUCCAUGCUGAGUUUGAAAAACGCAAUCAUCCUCCCCCUCCUCCCGUGUCUCAACAAGCCGCUAGCGAUGAUCAGCACUUGCUGCCUAUGUUACCUGACGCUAUGCUGACGCCAUCCGAUGAGUCUAUGCAGCGCUUGUCAUAAACAUUAUUCUAUAUCCUAUUUUGAUAGUUUUAUCAUCAGCUGAAUAAACGAUGCAAAACCUGAAAUUCUCAUUAGGAAGGAGUGAAAAAGUUUUAACCAGCAUGAGAUGAG
Molecule: messenger RNA, 4080 nt
Organism: Umbelopsis ramanniana AG
Lineage: Eukaryota; Fungi; Mucoromycota; Umbelopsidomycetes; Umbelopsidales; Umbelopsidaceae
Exons: 12
Coding region: 100-3969 (1289 amino acids)
Source: RefSeq, a predicted model, not a curated record